GAUGUGGACCAUUCACCUGCUCUCUUUUUUCUUUUAAAAAAUUAAAUUACCCGGUGGAGAGCUUCUGAGUUUGAAUGGGGCAAGAAAUGGCCCUCGCGCUGUAUCAUUUUCAAAUUUAUGAUGAUAAUGGAAAAAGAAUCAGCCAAUUUCGAAUUUUUUUCAGAAACUGCGGGGUUCUAGGGCAAGCUUGAUCGAUUCAUUUGCAUGAAAUUGAUGAGCAAUUGCCAUCCAAGGUCUUGAACUUAUGGAGUGGGGAAGACUCAGUACCAGUAGCUUAACUAGACGGAGAUGGAAGGGUGGUUCUUGGGCUCUGAGGAAGUGUACGGAGGCAGUGGCAAUUGGGGUUUUUUUGGGCGUUUCGUUCUCAAUUUUCGUGACCUUUGGACGACGGCGGGCUCUCGGUCAAUCGAUGGGUUCCGAUUGCGAUUUCCGGGCGAUUUUCAACUUCGGCGAUUCAAAUUCCGACACCGGCAGCGAUUCAGCGGUGUUCUGUAGGGUCCCUUCUCCCAACGGCGACACCUUCUUCGGCAAACCCUCCGGCCGGUACAGCGAUGGCCGUUUGAUCAUUGACUUCAUGGCUGAGGAGUUGGGAUUACCACAUUUGAGUUCAUAUCUUGACUCCAUUGGAACAAAUUUCCAACAUGGAGCAAACUUUGCAGCAAGUGGAUCUACGAUUCAGCCGGCAAAUGGCAAACUAUUUGACUAUGGUUUUAACCCCAUCUCGCUUAACAUACAGCUCUUGCAGUUCAUACAGUUCAAGGAGCGCACUCAUGAGCUAUACAACCGAGAAAUCUCCCAAACCAAAAGCAGCACAUUCCCAAGACCAGAGGACUUCUCAAAGGCCCUCUACACCAUGGAUGCUGGACAGAACGAUCUCCAUGCUGGGUUUCUGUCAAUGGCUGAGGACGAAAUGAAGGCCUCAAUUCCUCUCUUGAUCAAUCAGUCGGCUCUGGCACUGCAGCAACUCUACGAACAUGGAGCAAGAACAUUUUGGGUACAAAAUACCGGUCCCAUUGGCUGCUUGCCUUACUGCAUUGUAAAUGAUCCUCCAAAGCCAGACAAUAUGGACCAAAGUGGAUGCAUCAAGUCCUACAAUGAGGUGGCUCAGGAGUUCAACAGGCAACUCAAGGAGAGGGUGUUCCAACUGAGGACCAAACUACAAGAUGCGGUGAUUACUUAUGUCGACAUCUUCUCGGCUAAAUAUUCUCUGAUUUCCAAUGCAAAGAAAUAUGGUUUUGUUGAUCCUCUUGGGUACUGUUGUGGGCACCAUGGGGACUACAACGUGGACUGUGGGAAGAAGACAAUGGUUAAUGGCAGUGAGGUUUAUGGGGCUGGUUGCAGUAAUCCUGGGGAAUACAUAAGCUGGGAUGGCGUUCACUACACUGAGGCUGCAAACCGCUGGGUAGCCAACCUCAUCGUGAAUGGGUCACUCUCUGAUCCUCCUGUUUCCAUCUCUAGAGCAUGUCAAAUCUCUGUUCAUACACACUCAUGACCUCAAAAAGAUCAACUCAAAAGACAAGAAUUCUUCUUUUGUGUUAGUAACUAACUAUUGUGUCAUCUAAUUUUGGUUGGCAUUCACUGAUCAAGUAGUUAUUUUUUCCCCUAAUCAACUCUGUUUAAAUUUAUUUUGCGCCUUUAAGACGGACAGUAUUUCUGAUCCUUCGAACGACUACACCAGGGGAAGGGUACCAGUCGGUAAUAGCUGAAGGCAGAAAACACUUUUAUGGAGCAAGGGCGAGAAGGAAGAGAAGAAGAAUGAGUGGUUGCCUAAAUGAAGAACUAACUGGUGGCGGACAUUUCAGAGUGCGGUCUUGUCUUGGAGUUCAAGACAUGGCCAAAACUAGUGUGGUUUUAGGAAGAAUCACGUCUUUGUGAAGGAAGAGAAAUUGAUGGAGAUCCUCCACUAUUAUAAUAUUAUAAUGUAUCAACAAAAAUAACCCUCCUCCACUAUACACAAUUACGAAUCAUUUAGGGGAUUUUUCCCUUUUUGGUAAUUGUUACAAACUUAAACACUGCUAUGUCACAUUCUGAAAACUUAGGAAAUAUUUUUGAAUUCUGUGCUUACCAAAA
Molecule: messenger RNA, 2070 nt
Organism: Malania oleifera
Lineage: Eukaryota; Viridiplantae; Streptophyta; Magnoliopsida; Santalales; Ximeniaceae
Product: GDSL esterase/lipase At5g14450-like
Exons: 5
Coding region: 245-1492 (415 amino acids)
Molecular function (GO): hydrolase activity, acting on ester bonds
Source: RefSeq, a predicted model, not a curated record